ACCACAGACACCCUGUGAGGGUGUCGGUCUGUCUGUCCACGGGCAUUUCCGAGUUGCCACAGAGAAGACCAUUUUUGCGAUGCCCGAGACAGCAAUAGGCCUUUUCCCCGACGUAGGCGGAGGCUACUUCUUGCCCAGACUCUCAGGGAAGAUUGGCUAUUUUCUUGCCCUGACAGGAUUCAGGUUGAAAGGAAGAGAUAUUCACCGAGCAGGAAUUGCCACUCAUUUUAUAGAGGCGGAGAAGGUGGCAGCCCUAGAGAAAGACUUAACAGAGCUGAAAACACCCUCUAAGGAAAACGUUGCUGAUCUCCUGGAUUCCUAUCAUAUGAAGUGCAAACUUGAUCAAGAGAAAGAGUUCAUACUAAGUCAACAUCUGGACAAGAUUAACAGCCUGUUUUCAGCCAGCAGCAUGGAAGAACUUAUCCAAAACCUGAAGCGGGAUGGUUCUCCUUUUGCGCUCAAGCAACUAGAGACGAUUGCUAAAAUGUCCCCGACGUCUCUGAAGAUGACCCUCAGGCAGCUUAGAGAAGGAGCUUCCCUGAACCUGCAAGAGGUCCUCUCCAUGGAGUACAAGGCGGGGGAGAGAGGCCACGACUUCUACGAAGGGGUGCGAGCAGUGCUCGUCGACAAAGACCAGUCCGCCAAGUGGAAGCCAGCUACCUUAGAAGAAGUGACCGAUGAAUUUUUGGACUCGUGUUUCAAGUCUCUUGGAAGCAGCGAACUCAAGCUACAAUAGAUUUGGACCAAGGCCAGCCUAAUUCUGUGUUAAUUCUCGUUUCCUUUAACACAAUGAAGGAAGGUUUGCAAAUUCGGCCUUGAAAGGAAUAACCCGCUGUGAGCAAAUGCUUAUUACUGUUACGUAAGGAAGAGGAUUUAACGUUUUUGGAAACAAAGCUCCGACUACUAGAGAACUGGGGCAGUGCUAUCAUCAGCUGAGUUCACGCUCUAGUGCUUUCCAGAGAAAAUUAAGACUGUGUCUAUAAAGAUCCUGAUAUUCUUUAGCAGAGCAAAUUAACAACUGUCUGCAUGGGAGGUCAACCGUGCAACAGGGGGAAGACAAAAGGGAGUGUUGGGACUAAAAAAGGUAUCUUGGUCCCCUCUGACUUCUUCACCGCUGGAUCAGGAGCUAACAGAGCGAUAAACGUGAGACCCAUAAAAAUAUGGUUGUAUUUUUUUUCCAUUGGGUGAUAUUAACUUAAAACCAAGUUGAUCAAUUGUAUGGGUUCCCUGAUUCAACCUGCAUAUAUUCACAAAUUAAUAAA
Gekko japonicus is the source of this 1262-nucleotide messenger RNA. RefSeq names its product 3-hydroxyisobutyryl-CoA hydrolase (gene HIBCH). Gene Ontology annotation, cellular component: mitochondrion. Gene Ontology annotation, molecular function: 3-hydroxyisobutyryl-CoA hydrolase activity. The record is from RefSeq and is a predicted model, not a curated record. NCBI's taxonomy places the organism in Eukaryota, Metazoa, Chordata, Lepidosauria, Squamata, Gekkonidae. The annotation marks the transcript as partial. Gene Ontology annotation, biological process: L-valine catabolic process. The transcript has 9 exons.